This is a messenger RNA of Colius striatus (speckled mousebird), 2064 nucleotides long. RefSeq names its product ribose 5-phosphate isomerase A (gene RPIA). Gene Ontology annotation, molecular function: ribose-5-phosphate isomerase activity. The transcript is spliced from 9 exons. Gene Ontology annotation, cellular component: intracellular membrane-bounded organelle. The coding region runs from base 86 to 919 and encodes 277 amino acids. Gene Ontology annotation, biological process: pentose-phosphate shunt, non-oxidative branch; D-ribose metabolic process. The record is from RefSeq and is a predicted model, not a curated record. NCBI's taxonomy places the organism in Eukaryota, Metazoa, Chordata, Aves, Coliiformes, Coliidae.
AAGGAGGAGGAGGAGGAAGGGAAGCGGCUCGGGCCAGGCCCCCAGCCCGUGCGGGAGAGCCCCCCGGGGGGCGGGCCGCGGCGGCAUGCGGCUCCUCGGCCGGCUCGGCCCGCUCCGCCACACGGCGCUGCCUGCCCGGCCGCCGCGGAGGGGCCGAGCGGGGCCGGCGGCGGGGAGGCGCGGCUUGGCCCGCGGGAGGCUCGGCGGCAGCAUGGCCGAGGAGGCCAAGAGGCGGGCAGCCUACGCCGCGGUGGACAAGCACGUCCAGAACAAUCAAGUUCUUGGGAUCGGAAGCGGGUCUACGAUUGUCCAUGCGGUGCAGCGAUUAGCUGAGCGGGUGAAAGAGGAGAACCUGACCAUUGUCUGCAUCCCUACAUCUUUUCAGGCCCGUCAGCUGAUCCUGCAGAAUGGCUUAACGCUAAGUGACUUGGACCGACAUCCAGAGCUUGAUGUUGCCAUUGAUGGAGCAGAUGAAGUGGACUCUGACCUCAACCUUAUCAAAGGUGGCGGGGGCUGCUUGACACAGGAGAAGAUAGUUGCAGGAUAUGCAAAAUGCUUCAUUGUUAUUGCUGAUUACAGGAAAAAAUCUGAGAGCCUCGGGGAGCAGUGGAAGAAGGGAAUUCCCAUCGAGGUCAUCCCCAUGGCUUAUGUCCCUGUCACCAGAGCCCUGACCAAAAAGUUUGGCGGUGUGGUGGAGCUGCGGAUGGCUGUGAGCAAAGCAGGUCCCGUGGUGACAGACAACGGGAACUUCAUCCUGGACUGGAAGUUUGACAAGGUUCAUGAAUGGAGUGAAGUGAACACUGCUAUAAAAAUGAUACCAGGUGUGGUGGAGACGGGGCUGUUCAUCGGCAUGGCGGAGGCGGCAUACUUCGGCCUGGAGGACGGCUCGGUGAGCGUGCGGAGCCGGCAGCCUCGCUGACGCCCGCCGGGGCCGGGCUGGGGCCUGGGCCUGGGCCUGCCCCGCUGCGCUCGGCCCUUGUGCCGGUGCCAACCUGAUGUUUUGCCUUAAGGAGCAGCAGUUGUGGCGGCAGGCGGGUGAGGAGUCGGUCAGGAUCCGCUGACGUGAUACUGAAUGUCUUUUUCUAAAGAAAAAAGCCAACAAAAAACCUUAAUAUUCUAUUUCUAUAGAUAUAUAUUUUUACUUUACAGGAACCUUGUCUGUUUUUUAAAGAAUCGUUUAAAGAAAUUGCUUUAAUGUUUUUAUUUUGUUUUCUAAGGAAUACUUACCAAAAAGAACCCUCCUUGGUUUGUGUUUUGCUUGGGGUUUUUUUUUUGUUAUCUUUGUUUCAAACAGAACUUGAACCCUUCUGGUUGGAUAUAGUCCUGGGUGACUGAGGUCAGAAACACAAUCCUAAUGCGUCGCUCCUCACCACCCUGGCUGGGAGGGUGACGACCUAACAGGAGCACAUCCAGUCAGGACCUGCAGAUGCCUUAUUUGGAACCUUUUUGGUUCGGUAUUUUAUGCCUUUUAUUUUUCUAUACCACUGGUUUUUAAUAGUUCAGGAUGUCCUCUAAUUGUCCUCUGUGCACAUGACAAUUCUCUGAGCCUAGGGUGAAUUCUCUACCUAGGGUGGUCUCUACAUCUCUCUGUCUGGCACAUUAAUAAGGACCUUUUUGGGGCCUCUGUAUGGAGGAGACGUUCAUCCUUUGAGCCAAAUUCAGCUCUCUAUUAACUCAGUACCUCUGAUUAAAAUCUGUUCCUCUAGCUGGAGAUGUUCUGGACCUUGUCCUUGUAAACUGAGAGCAGAACUUGGUCCUUGAUGAAGUUUACAGAAGCAUAUUUGAGCAGCUUAGGCCAGUGUGGAGUACUGUUCAGUGGCAAAUAGUCUGGUUUGGAAUGAAGGUUAAUUAUCACCCCUCACAGGUGUGGGUUUGUGGAAGGAUAGAGCAGAACGCACAGGAAAACUCAAGUCUUCCUGCCUCAAUUUUCCACAUGUAGCAGGAGAGAGACACUCGUUCAGUAUCUUGUUCUCGGUAUAUAGGUGCUUUGCAUGGUUCUGAUGUCAAAAUGCAAGCCCUCUCGUUAUGUUAUAGACACUGAAAAUAAAGACCUGUUAUACCAGA